AUGGAGGCCGAUUGGGAAGAGCUGUCGCGCAUCCCAAUGCCUCCGCCCAGUUCGCAUGCGCUCCCAACAAAUGCGACAGCAGUGGCCUUUGACGAUGUCAUGGAACUUCUGUGGACUGGAAAUGAAUAUGGCCGACUUACCUCGUUCUACGGACCAGAGCUACAACGAUAUACCUCAGUCCGAGCCCAUCCAGUCUCCGAGGGCCCAAUACGACAGAUUCUCUUUCACGAGAGAGGGGUGAUCUCCCUGUCCGGGAACAGCGUGCACAUGAUUACUCGGCGUGGCCUGACGCAAUGGCAUCUUACCCACGACGAAAUGAUUGAUCUCCGCUGCAUGAGUUUCACGGCACAAACCAACCGAAUUCUAGUGGCUGGCUGUCAGCGGCUGAUGUUUACGGUGGACAUUGACAAGGGCACCGUUGUCGACAAGCUGCCCACCGAAUCCAAUUACACGACCAUGAAGAAGAGCCGGUAUCUCUGCGGUGGAACAGAUACAGGGCUGGUAAAUGCCCUCAGUCUGUCAGAUUUCAGUAUUGUGAAGACAUGGAAGGCCCAUGGAGCCGCUGUGAACGAUAUGGAUGCGCGCAAUGACUUGCUGGUCACCUGUGGCUUUUCCGUUCGGCAUGGCGGCUCCCCGAUUGUCGACCCCUUGGCCAAUGUGUAUGACUUGAAGACAUUGUCCCCGUUGCCUCCGAUUCCCUUCCAUGCCGGAGCCGCUUAUGUGCGCAUGCAUCCCAAGCUCCACACCACUAGUUUCGUGGCUUCGCAGAGCGGCCAGGUCCAGGUAGUGGACCUCAUGAACCCGAAUGCGAUUAACCUGCGACAAGCCAACGUGAACGUGAUGCUCGGCAUUGACCUGUCGCCUUCUGGAGAGGCUUUGGCCAUUAUUGAUGCUGAAUGCUCCAUUCACCUUUGGGGCUCACCGACCAAGAUUCAUUUCAACGAGAUGAGCAAGGAGACCGAGUUCGCAGACGUUCCUACGCGGCCACCCCUGAUAGAAUGGUCUCCGGAGACACCCCUGAAUAUGGUGGGAAUGCCUUAUUACCAUGAACGCCUAUACUCGGCGUGGCCGAGUCAUCUUGUCUUCGAAGUUGGCAGCCCGCCUGCUCCCUUUGACCAAUCUAUCCUUCCAUAUCUACGCCCCGCAGAAGUGGGCCACUACGCCCCCAACUCACGCAAGACACGCCGGUACCAGAUCGAGAAUACACGCGCAUUGGCUACGGCAGAGCCGGCUCUCAUUGCGCCGAAGUUCCUGAGUGAGAAGGCUCGGGAACAAAGCAAAGCCAAAUCAGAGGGCUCGGUCGGUGAUACGGCCGAGGCCCUGGCAGGUGCGAAGAUUAAUGGGGAGAGUGACGAUGAUCCCCUCCUCAAGUAUAGCAACGUCGAGAUCAAGUAUAGCCGAUUUGGCGUCGAUGAUUUUGAUUUCCGGUUCUAUAACCAAACCACAUUUUCUGGCCUUGAAACCCAUAUCGCCAACUCCUUCACCAACUCCCUCCUUCAACUUUUCAAGUUCAUCCCGCUGUUCCGAAAUCUAGCGCUGCAACAUGCGGCUGGAUCUUGUAUUUUUGAGCAGUGUCUCCUGUGUGAACUGGGCUACUUGUUUGACAUGUUGGAAAAGGCCAACGGUCAGAAUUGCCAGGCGACCAACUUGUUGAAAACUUUCAGCAGCUUUCGAGAAGCGUCCAAUUUAGGCCUUCUGGAAGAGAAUCUCACCAACAAGUCUCUUUCCACUGCCAUCCAAGCUGUCAACCGGUUUUUCCUCACACAGAUAGCUCACGACUUCCGCAUGAUCCAGCCCAGCGCGGAGGAUCUGGACCACUGCCUAGCCACGAUUGCGUCCGAGUCCAUUCGGUGCAUCUUCUGCCAAAAUGAGACUGUUCGUCCGGGUAAUUCGCUCGCUAACGAGCUCAUCUACCCAAACAUCGAUAUCAAACAUGCUCGACGCAACCCGGCAUUCCGAUUCUCGAACAUCUUGCGUGCGAGUAUUGAGCGGGAAACACAGAACCGGGGAUGGUGCAAUUACUGCCGUCGCUACCAGCAGGUGAUAAUGCGGAAGACCAUCCACCGAAUGCCGCUCGUUCUCAUGCUCAACGCAGCCCUGACCAACCCAAUUUGCCGCCGGUUGUGGACGAUUCCCGGGUGGCUUCCUGAGGUUGUUGGCAUUCUCAUUGAUGGAGGCCAGGUGUUGUGCUUUGAAGGUGAGGAUCUUCGAUUCAGAUUGCAGAAUAACACGCCAGGUCUGUUGGUGUAUGAUCUGGUUGGUGUUGUGUCAGAGAUCGAUAUCCCUGAGCAUCAAAAACCACAUUUGGUGUCUUUCAUCAAUGUUUCUAUAUCGGCUCGUGAAGCCCAGGAACAGAGCAGAUGGCAUCUGUUCAACGACUUCUUAGUUACGGAGUUGGACAGAGAUGAAGCACUCCGCUUCACGCAGCCUUGGAAACAACCUUGCGUGCUGGCGUAUCAGGUGAGAGAUGCGCGCCAUGCCGUCGACGACUCCUGGAAAAAGCUCCUUGAUACCACUUUGUUGUUCCGCGAGUGGUCAUUGAAUGGUGGCCGUCAGGCCGAGUCGUGUCGGACCCUCAACGAAGAGGAAAAACCACAGCCCGGUACCCCUCUUGCCCUGGAUACCGAAUUCGUCGACCUCGAAAAGGCCGAAAUCGAUGUCAAGGCAGACGGAUCACAGGAGAUUGUACGGCCUAGCAAAAGCGGGCUGGCCCGUGUUUCAGUUCUGCGUGGAUCGGGUGUUUCCGAGGGUGUCCCGUUCAUCGACGACUACAUCACGAUUCGGGAGCCAAUUGUUGAUUAUGUUACGCAAUAUUCUGGCAUCAAACCUGGCGACUUGGACCCGCGAACGAGCGAACACAAUCUGGUCCCCUUGAAGGCCGCCUACAAGAAGCUGUGGCUGCUUCUAAACCUUGGCUGUGUGUUCGUUGGCCACGGUCUGGCGUCGGAUUUCCGCAAGAUCAACAUCCAAGUACCCAAGUCCCAGACCGUGGACACCCAGUACCUAUUCUUCCACCCGAGCAAGAACCGUCGCUUGAGUCUUCGGUAUCUUGCAUGGGCCGUAUUCAAGGAGUACAUCCAGGAGGAUCCCACUCCAGACACGGUCCAUGGCCACGACUCGAUUGAGGAUGCCCGCAUGGCCUUACGUCUCUGGAAGAAGUUCCAGGAAUACGAAGACGCGGGUAUCGUUGCUCAGAUGCUCGAGGAGAUCUUCCGUGAAGGCUCCAAAUUGGGCUUCCGUCCCCCGCCGCGGAAUGGAGGCGUCGCGACCGUCCUCUCCCGCCCGGGCACUGCCGUUACAAUGCAGAACAAUAGUGGUCGCAAUACGCCCAGCACACCCGAUGCUGGGGCUGCUACGACAGCGGCGGCUACAGCUACAGCAGUUGCAAAUGCGGCACCCACCAGUGCUCCUACUACCCCACGCCAGGCUUUCCGGCGAUCUAUUGCUUUGACUCCGAGUAAUGGGAGCUUCACUGGACCCGGGGCGGGUGAUUUCUUUGGAGGAAGUCCGCUACAAUAG
Penicillium alfredii is the source of this 3519-nucleotide messenger RNA. RefSeq names its product poly(A)-specific ribonuclease (gene pan2n2). Lineage: Eukaryota; Fungi; Ascomycota; Eurotiomycetes; Eurotiales; Aspergillaceae. The transcript is spliced from 4 exons. Gene Ontology annotation, biological process: mRNA processing; nuclear-transcribed mRNA poly(A) tail shortening. The record is from RefSeq and is a predicted model, not a curated record. Gene Ontology annotation, molecular function: nucleic acid binding; protein binding; poly(A)-specific ribonuclease activity. Bases 1 to 3519 code for a protein of 1172 amino acids. Gene Ontology annotation, cellular component: PAN complex; P-body.